GGGAAACAGUCGAUUGGCAUGUUUUAUGGGCGUCACUUGUGAUAAUAUCUCAAUGUGUUAUCGGUGCACCACUUUCAUUCAUAGAUUCUUCCGUAAUUAAUUUGGCGCAAACAAAAUAGAUUCGAUUUGAAAGGAACAAAAUUGAUGAACUGUAGGCCAAUCAAAGUGUUCUUUUAAUCGUUGAGCGAUAUUUGACUUUAUCUGGAAAUAAAAUUAGGCGAUUUCCGCACCAUUACUGUUCGUUUACAAUUUGUGUGAUACAAAUCCUUCUCGACAAUCCAACAUGGCUGCAUUGACGAGACAUGACACAUUUUGUUGGGAUUGUUGUGUCGAAAACACAACAUUGAAGUGCUCGAAUUGUCCACGGUCAUUUCAUCCCAAAUGUGCUAGAUCCAAAAAACGAAAUGAUUGUGAAACUUGGCGUUGUCCGAUCUGCAUUGAAUUGGAUGCUACAAAAAACACUGACGACAAAGAGUGUUUGGACAUGUUGCCAAUAAUGAUCAACCGCGUAUUGAACGAUGAAAAGUUUGCUUCAUUGAAGGUUCCAUUGAAAGGUGCAAAGCCUGAUUGUUUGGUGAAUCUAAUCGAUUUGACGAAGAUCAACGACAAGAUUUAUUCGUACACCAGCUUCUUCGAAUUUCUCACCGACAUCCAGUGUAUCGUUCACAACUGUUUGAUCUUAUUUUCCGAUAAGCACGACAUGGUAAAAACGGCCAAGUCCUUGGAGGAAUACCUGGAACAUGAGAUUAAAAGCGUGAAAAAGUGCAUCGAAUGCUAUUCGAAUGCAAAUAAACACCCGACGAACUGGUCAACAAUGGUUUGUGCGAAACCACAUCUCGUUCUCUGGGCUAAAGUGAUUGGAUACAACUACUGGCCCGGAAAGUGUAUGAAAGUUGAAGGCGAUAUGGUCAACGUACGAUUUUUCGGCGAUUAUACCGAAGCAGAUGUUUUAGCCACUAACUGUUUUUUGUAUUCAAAAACAAACCCAUCCGUGAAGUCGAUCAAGCCAUCGGACCGUUACAAGUUGGCAUUGAAAGAUGCCGAUAAGUACAUUCAAAACAUCCGCAAAACAUUCGGUUCGUAUAAGCUCGCUGAAACCAAGACUCCCUUCGACCCGACCUUGUUGAAUCAAUACCUUCUGGAUUCGAUUCCAGGAGCUGGUAGCUCUCCAAUCGUCUCGAAAGGCAUCACGGAUGGCAGUUCCGAUGCACUUAUCAACGCUUUGGAAGACCAAAUUCAUUCUGAUGCUGAUUCGUCGACGCUUCCAAGGGAUGUAAGCAUGAACAAGUCAACGUCGAUUGACUCGACCCAAGCUAAUGCAGCGACAGAAGUCAAUUCCAAAGAUAAUCCAUCGGAUUCAACUGAUAGCCUCAACCCGAAAAGUGAGCAUAUCAAGCAAAUCGAAGAACAGGUUCGAUUCCCUGACGACAAUGAUGGCGAGGUCACCCAGAAGAAGUUUGACAACGAUUCCAAUAUUGAAAUCAACAUAGAUUCAAUUAAUAGAGCUCUUGACGAAGAUUCCAUGGAAUAUUGCCAUAUUCCUGUUGUCCAGCCCGUUGAUGCUGAAAUUACAACCGAAACCUGGAAUUUGUCCAAAUGUCGAGAAGUCAUGGCGGAGAGUACCAAAGCUUUCGAAUGUGUGUGCGACUUGAACGCAAAAUUGCAAGACGAAAUGAAAAAUUUGGUCGCCAAAUACGAUCGACAGAUCACAGAUUUGGAACAACGCAACCAGCAGAUGAUUGCUAUUCAAGAUGAAAACGAACGUAGCGCCAAGAAGCUGAUUGAUGAUCUGAUGCUGAAAAUUUGUCAACUAGAAAUCGAAAAGUCAGAGUAUGACAAAAUGAUGUUGGUGCACAAUGAAAUGAUUGUAAGAAAAGAUGAAGAAAGGAUGAAGGCUGUCAGUGAAGCCAAUAAGCUGUGUGAAGAAAACUAUGCAUGCCGUUUGGAAGCAAACAAAAAGCUAAAAUUUUGCGUAGCCUGUGACGCUUCCAAACCACAAGAUACAUUCUACGUUUGCAGUCCGGAAUGUCAGACACGUUACUGGAUGCAGAUGGACCAGUGAGCAGUAUAAUGGGAUCGAAGAAACUUGAAUCGACCCUUCAUCAUCUGGAAAUAUGAAUGAAUGAAGCUUCAGAAUGCUGGGAUCUAUUAUUUUAAAAAUAAAAUAAACAAACACAUAAGCUAGGAAUUAGACAUAAGGACCCAUAACAUCAUUUAUUUUCAAACUUUUUUCAUUCACAUGAAUUGCAUGUCAAACAUUAUCGAAUGAAAAAACUUUUCUCGAAGUCAUUCCUCAUGACAAAAGCGAACUCAAAACAAGUGACAUCAAUUUUAAAAAAUCAUUUCGGAGAAUAAAAAUUUCGAUUUGGAUUUGCUUUUUUGCAUUACAAUAAUUAUUCUAACUAAUUUCUGAAUCGCUCCGUAAUUUUUUUCUGAAAUUGAUUUCAAUCAAUUAGUCAAACUAGUUGCCAACAUAGUAAAUAUUGAAAAUCAAUUCAUACCCUUCGAAACGAUUCAUUGCUUUUAUAAAAGAAUGGAAAGUUGCAUUUUAUCUUUGUUUUUCAUUUUAAAAAAAUCUUGAAUAAAGUUGAAUUCAUAAAAAAUCAAAGAAAAAAA
Messenger RNA from Sitodiplosis mosellana (orange wheat blossom midge), 2616 nucleotides. RefSeq names its product MYND-type zinc finger-containing chromatin reader ZMYND8-like. The record is from RefSeq and is a predicted model, not a curated record. Gene Ontology annotation, molecular function: protein binding. Lineage: Eukaryota; Metazoa; Arthropoda; Insecta; Diptera; Cecidomyiidae. Bases 284 to 2062 code for a protein of 592 amino acids. The transcript is spliced from 7 exons.